AUGCUACGCAUCUGGAAUCCGGAAGGGAAAACUGAAAUUAUAGAUGUGGGGUUUGGAUGGUACAUCGUGCGGUUCAACCUCCAGAAGGACUGCCUUCACGUGUUAGUUGAUGGUCCUUGGAAGCUUUUUGAUCAAUAUGUGGUGGCACAGAGAUGGAGGCCUAACUUCGAUCCUGCCAACGCGAAGGUGGAACGGAUGGCCGUCUGGGUGCGCCUAUCGGGGCUCCCGGUGGAGUUCUUCAGGGAAAAAGCUAUACGGGAGGUCCUAAAUAACGUUGGAACCCCCCUAAAAAUCGACACUAUGACAGUGGGGGUGGAUCGCGGUAGAUUCGCGAGAGCGGUGGUCGAGAUCGAUCUCACGAAAUCACUUGUGGCUGUAGUGAUGGUUCAAGAUCGGCUCCAAAAAGUGGAGUUUGAAGGCAUGCAUGUUAUCUGCUUUGGGUGCGGGGAGGUGGGGCAUCGUUCGGCGGACUGUAACAAGCACCACAAGGGUGACAAUGCCUCGUCUGAAACUGGUAUUGAUGGCCACGAUAAUAUGCAAGAAUCCAUGAAUAUGGAACAGGCCAAACCGCCUCCUCCCAUCGAGAAGCAUGGGGCUUGGAUGAUGGUGAACUAUAAGAACAAAAAUAAGCCGAAACCACCUACUAAAGGCAAGCAAAAGCAACCGUUAGAAGGUAACUCUCAGAAGCAGUCGAAGGAGAGACUUCCACAGAGGCAGUCGAAGGAGAGAGUUCCACAGAGGCACUCGAAGGAAGGGAAUAUUCGCCAUGGACAUUCUGGUACUGGGCAUUUCCAGUUUGGCAGUACUAGUAAUACUGGUUUUGGAGGGAACCUCUCCUCUCUCCCUUCCACCUUGAGUGGUAGAGAUGGUUUUACGCCUGGGGAAGGCGGUGCUCCAACUUCCCCCUCGCUCUUAGGUUCUCAAUGA
Messenger RNA from Ipomoea nil (Japanese morning glory), 927 nucleotides. RefSeq lists its product as uncharacterized. The transcript has 2 exons. Lineage: Eukaryota; Viridiplantae; Streptophyta; Magnoliopsida; Solanales; Convolvulaceae. Gene Ontology annotation, molecular function: nucleic acid binding; zinc ion binding. The record is from RefSeq and is a predicted model, not a curated record. Bases 1 to 927 code for a protein of 308 amino acids.